AUGAUGAAUAGUGAACGAAAGCUCCGUGCGGCAUGCGACCGCUGCCAUGAACUCAAGAACCAAUGCACUCGCACUGGUGGGCCUGACAGUCGGUGUGACCGGUGUAAGAGGCUUGAUAUAGACUGUGUGUAUAACACCAGUGCGCGCAUGGGCCGCCCGCGAGUGUCGCGGCCGGGUUCUGAGAACCAUAAAGGAGCAUCCUCCACCAGACACUCAAAACGAGGUGCCGUCCAGGCCGGCAGCCAGUGCGGUGCUACUGCAGUGCCGCUUCCUGUUGAUCAUGUCGAUCUAGCUUCGGCAGUACACGAUAGAUCUGGCGGUUCUGGAUCAGAUAGCUCCCGCAGUCUCGAACCAGUGCUAGGGCUUCUAGAUCCUGUUCCCCUCUCCCAGGACCUAGAGCUGUAUUCCCCGGACUUUGCGCACCCGGCUCACGAUGAUCCAACAGGCGGACAGGGGCUCGGACGUGGACAUGGGCACGCCCACCGGGAAUAUCAUCAAGUGGAGAGCCUACAACAGAAAUACAAGGAAGUGCCUGACUUCUCUGAAUCCGACCUGGAGAUGUCAGAAAAGGGAACAGCGCCUAUUGUUAAGACUACCGGCGCAGAUGAGCUCCUACGGCUGCAGUUUCACCUAAGCAAUCUGUUAACAGGGGCGAGAGAAUCGCCCACAAGGCAUCAGCCGGCCAUUGAUGAGGUCAUGAUGGUCUGCAAAGAGCUGCUAGAGCUGCUCCCCAUCUCAGCUCAUUGCUCCUCUUCAGACUGCGGUACUACAAGUAAGAGUGGGAUUGGGGCAGGACGGCCAUUCACUCCAGCCAGCGUCAAUGCUGGGCAUCCUGAUCCCUGCGACGGAAUUGGCCAGCCAACUCAACGAGGAGGAGGGCCGUUCCACCCACUAAGGAUAAACUACAUUGCCUUCCUACAAGUCGCGACAUCAUACGCAUACGCCUUGCAGCUGCUGGAUCUUGCUGUGGAUAAUCUCAUAAGCCGUGGUGGUAAUCUGGCCCUCGUAAGCCUGGGUACCUUCAAUCUUGCAUCCCAGCCGGCCAUGAGUACCUCGGUGGGUGCUUAUAUGAUUUCGAGCAUGGUCCAUCAGCUGCGUGAUGCUAUUAGUGUCUUGACUCCUGAAUAUCAGCAUCAGCAAAGGCCACCACCACCGCAUGCAUCAUCACCAAAUGGCCUUCGGGCGGCCGCUGCGACUGCGAACAAUUCGAUACAUGUUGCGGUGGAUAUGAUUUCUCAGAAGGAGACGUCUUUACUCGACAAAUUGGCGCAGAUAAUGAUUAAACCAUAG
Molecule: messenger RNA, 1290 nt
Organism: Aspergillus fumigatus Af293
Lineage: Eukaryota; Fungi; Ascomycota; Eurotiomycetes; Eurotiales; Aspergillaceae
Product: putative C6 transcription factor
Exons: 2
Coding region: 1-1290 (429 amino acids)
Biological process (GO): regulation of DNA-templated transcription
Molecular function (GO): zinc ion binding; DNA-binding transcription factor activity, RNA polymerase II-specific
Source: RefSeq, a predicted model, not a curated record